UGGAGUUUUUGGAUCAAACAAAGCUUGAGAAAGACACUAUUUUCCUAGUUUCUUCUUCUAGGGUUGGAAGAAAUCGUGCAGAAUGGAGAGCUCCGGCGAGGUAAGUGGCGAUGCUGGCGGCGAUCCUUUGCAAAUUUCUCCACUUUCCAGGCAGAAGAGAGGAGAUUAGCGGCGGCGCACGCAUUGACGCACUACUCUCCAUUCGCCAUGACUUGCAUCGGCGAGAGCGUUACUCCCAGCCAGCUGAGACUCCAUCUCCUCCAGGAACUCUCAGGAAUGCCAUCGACUUUGAAGACCCCCGGCCCCUCGGAGAUCCGCAACGCCCAGAGGGUCACCACUCCAGUAGAGUUUCCCCCGCGAGAAGAAGAAAGAGUCAAGAAUUGAAGAUCUCUUCCAUGCCAAAAUCUCUUUUUGCAAAGCUUCCGGAUCGAGAUCGCGCCUAGCUAUGGCCUGGAGCUCGCCAUGACUUCUCUUCCAUGCCAAAAUCGU
Molecule: messenger RNA, 489 nt
Organism: Selaginella moellendorffii
Lineage: Eukaryota; Viridiplantae; Streptophyta; Lycopodiopsida; Selaginellales; Selaginellaceae
Exons: 2
Coding region: 111-443 (110 amino acids)
Source: RefSeq, a predicted model, not a curated record